AUGACACGCACCAACACCAGUUCCAGAAUCGGGAAUGAGCCAGAUGGAGUAGAUGAACCCCCAUUCGCUAUCGAGGAGCGUCUCACAUAUUGCGCAACCAAAGCGGGAAUACUCAACGGGCGACAGUUUGGCUUCAAGGAACAAACCAGCACGAUUACAGCUAUAGAUACGGCACUCAGUAUCGUAAAGGCUGCUAAGGAGAAUGGCAAACAGGUGCUGGGCGUUUCUUUAGACAUCCGUUCCGCAUUUGACAACGCGUGGUGGCCCGCACUAUUCGAGAGACUACGUGCUAUAAGAUGCCCUAAGAACAUCUUCCACUUAAUAGAGAGCUAUACGACGAACCACACAGGAGCGCGGGUUACUAAGAACAACACCAAGGGCUGCAUACAAGGAUCAGCGUGUGGACCCAUUUUAUGGAACGUGAUACUGGACGAGUUGCUCGAGGCUGAACUUCCGAGUGGAUGUCAUUUGCAAGCCUUUGUGGAUGAUGUUUUACUUAUCGUCUCCGCAAAGGAUGUAAAUACCCUACAAACAAAUACCAAUCGCGCUCUGGAAAUCAUAUUGGAAUGGGGGCAAAGUGUCAAAUUGACAUUUGGACCCACUAAGACGCAAGCCAUUGCAUUCACGCGUAAGGCUGAAGAAGCAUACCUUAUAAUGGGGAGACACACUUUAGUGUUUCAAAGGAGUAUUAAGUUCUUAGGCGUGAUCAUUGACCGAAAGCUUCUGUUCGCUGAUCAUGUUAAGACAGUCUCAACGGUGGCAGCGGUCGCUCUGGCUCAAUUUGUGCCCUUGGACCUCACGGUCCUGGAGGUACAUGAAAUUGAGACAGUUCGACUGAAAGGGGCAACCAACUUAAUACCAAGGGAUAUACAAUAUGAGAGGCCCACACCUGUGCAUGAGUUAUUACAUCCGUCAAAGAGAAUAAGUAUUGAGUGUGCAGACCUGAAUUCGGAAAAUUUAGAACAAGAAAAAGCGCCUAUUCGAAUCUAUACAGAUGGAAGCAAGCUCGAGAAUGGCGGUGUGGGAACGGCUUUCGUCUGUUUCGAAGGUUCAAAAGUUAUAUACAAAAAGAGGCUGAAACUACAUACUAGCUGCUCUGUGUUCCAAGCGGAACUCUUGGCGAUUAAAGAGGCUUGCGAGUGGACUUUGGACCGGAGAUUGAAGCAAGGAGAAGAAAGACACCAAAGGGGCACCAAGGAUGCACAUGGGCUGCAAGGAGAUUAUACAGAUCUUGAGUGA
Messenger RNA from Parnassius apollo (apollo), 1239 nucleotides. The record is from the annotation of a GenBank genome assembly. NCBI's taxonomy places the organism in Eukaryota, Metazoa, Arthropoda, Insecta, Lepidoptera, Papilionidae.